This is a messenger RNA of Megalobrama amblycephala (Wuchang bream), 1712 nucleotides long. RefSeq names its product crystallin, beta A1, like 2 (gene cryba1l2). Bases 583 to 1203 code for a protein of 206 amino acids. NCBI's taxonomy places the organism in Eukaryota, Metazoa, Chordata, Actinopteri, Cypriniformes, Xenocyprididae. The transcript has 6 exons. Gene Ontology annotation, molecular function: structural constituent of eye lens. Gene Ontology annotation, biological process: visual perception; lens development in camera-type eye. The record is from RefSeq and is a predicted model, not a curated record.
AGUAUUUUGGGUAUAUGACUAUUCCCAAAUAUAGUUGCAUCUGUUAUAUUAUGAAUUUGCCAAAACUGAGCUUUCUGAAGAUUUCUAAGCCGUCGUGACCUUAAGACAGCAGACAAACUACAGAUAUGUUUCUGGGAGGUUUGAAAGAGAGGACGUCCACCCAUGCAGUGGGUCAAAUCCCUGUAUUCUCCACCUAUAGGCCGCUCAUUGUGUACCAUACGAUGCACAGUGCUGACCGAUAGGAAUACAGCCGCUUGAGCUCCAUUGUGCGGUUCAAUGUGUCUGCAUUCACACGCAGCGCGGGCGCGCGCGCGCGCUCACGGCUCCAUCAAAUCCAAUGCGCUGACGGUGCAAAAUACUGCACUAUCCUGGACUCACAAUAAAGAGAAUGAUCUCACAAACACACCCAAACACGCACACACACUCCAUUACAGGUCCUUCUAUCAGUUUCAGCGUCGCGACGUGCACCCAGCUGUGAUGGUCGCUAUAAAAUAGAAGCGCCAAAUAAUCAAAAAACUCCUCGCAAAACGGGACUGACGAGCACCACUGUAAAAUAGGACAGGUGGAGAUUCAGGAAAGAAGAUGAACAAAGUUACCAAGAUCCAAACAAACCCUACAACGUCUGGCUUAGACAUGGCUCCUUGCUUUAAGGUGACCGUGUUCGAGCAGGAGCAUUUCCAAGGCAAGUGUCAGGAACUCACCUCAGAGUGCCGCAACAUCCAGGAGCGUGGGUUUGACAACAUCCGCUCUAUCCGUGUGGAGAGCGGCGCCUGGGUGGGAUACGAGCACCACGACUUCCAAGGGCAGCAGUUUGUCCUGGAAAAAGGAGAAUAUCCCCAUUGGGAUGCCUACACCGGCAGUCUGGGCUACCAUGUGGAAAGGAUGAUGUCCCUGCGCCCCAUCUGCAGCGCUGCCCACCAGAGCAGUCUCAUGGUCAUCUAUGAGAAGGAGAACUUCAUGGGCCGCAGUGUAGAGCUGUCUGACGAUUACCCGUCUCUGCAGGCCAUGGGCUGGUGCGACAAGCAAGUGGGCUCCAUGCAUGUGCAGUGUGGCGCCUUUGUGUGUUACGAGUACCCUGGCUAUCGAGGACAGCAGUACGUUAUGGAAUGUGACAGGCACAGCGGAGACUACCAGCACUGGAAGGACUGGGGCUCCCACUGCCAGACCCCUCAGAUCCAGUCCAUCCGCAGAAUCCAACAUUAAUGCCUAAGGGAAAAAUGGAAGGAAAUGGAAGGUGUGGAGAGUGAGGAAGCAGAGGAGCCGCAUCAAUCAUUCUAGCAGCAGUCACUUUAUGAGGUGCAGUGUGGCAAAUUGUAAAACCUUCACUGGUUGCAAGUAGUUUCCACUUGUGGUGCUCUGGUACAACACAAACAAAAAAAAAUUCUAAUGGCAUGCAUAUACAGACACACAUCAAUGCUCUUUUGUGAAAAGGCACCAACCCAUAUUUGUAAGUGCACAUCCCCACACAUGAUCCAAGGUAAAGCAGUAGCAGAUAUAUACAAUACAUAUACAAUAUUCUAUUCAACAGAAGCACAGUGGAGGACACCGGGGAGUGAAGAUCAGUAAAUCAAAGCAAGAUGUAUAUCUUUAUAUGCAAACAUGUCAUGCUGUGUGACGUUUGAGUGCCAUAUGGGGACAGAUGGGAGUGUGUGUUAGACCGUUUGGAAGAGAGGAGGAUGAUGGGUGACUAAUAAAUGCAUACUCACCUCAAA